Messenger RNA from Protopolystoma xenopodis, 558 nucleotides. The record is from the annotation of a GenBank genome assembly. Lineage: Eukaryota; Metazoa; Platyhelminthes; Monogenea; Polystomatidea; Polystomatidae.
GUUCACACAGAGACACGGGCGCACAAAAGGGCCUUCCAACAGCUGACACGGCACAAGGUCUUCGAGACCAUCGGCAGGUGCUCGGCUCUACUCGUGCCUAGUCGGAGGCUCCAACCGUUCGGCAUCUCCGGAAUCGCGACACCCGCCCGGUACCCACAGACCUGUCAGCUGGCAAAGCGCGAGGCGUGGUGGGGUGACGCAUUGGCGACAAGUGCUACAGGAGGCUCGGCCCACGUCAACUUCGACUUCUCGAGGGUUGACUGGAUGCUGUGGUGUCUGAUUUGCGCGAAAACUACAGUGCUAUUUUCUUUCGUCGUCAGUCGUCCACAGCCCAAUUGUCUCCGGGAUCAGAUUCUGCCUUCUGAGUCGAGCAGGCCCAUCCUCACGAGGCGUACAAUUUCGAAGUUGACAGAGGGUCACAGUUCGAGUCCCGGCGCUACGUCGUCUCGAGUGCGAGUGGAGCUGGCUGGUGUCUUACGGUCCUCUCCAGUUCGGCACCUGCCUGAGCAGAGUCUACAGACAUUGGCCGGAAAACGAAGGAGGAUCGUUAUGAAGUGA